Messenger RNA from Oncorhynchus masou masou (cherry salmon), 2585 nucleotides. RefSeq names its product protein phosphatase 3 catalytic subunit alpha-like. Lineage: Eukaryota; Metazoa; Chordata; Actinopteri; Salmoniformes; Salmonidae. Gene Ontology annotation, molecular function: calmodulin binding; calmodulin-dependent protein phosphatase activity. The transcript has 14 exons. The record is from RefSeq and is a predicted model, not a curated record. Bases 344 to 1912 code for a protein of 522 amino acids. Gene Ontology annotation, biological process: calcineurin-NFAT signaling cascade. Gene Ontology annotation, cellular component: cytoplasm; cytosol; calcineurin complex.
CCCUGUAUGAAUGUGUGCGUGGGAGUUCCUCCUUUCGCCAUUCCGGGGUGUCGCCACACCACGGAGAGUACUGAGGGAGUCCUGCGAAGAGACCGCCUAGUCCCCGCCAGGCCUCUUCACACCUCUCAACACCUUCAUCCAGCCCCGGAAUGCCCCAGAAGACAGGUAUCCGCUCUUUAUUCCCUCAGAGAACCGCCGCAGACCUCCCCGGCAGCCCUGUUUGAAAGAUUACGGAGACACCGAGGGAUGCUACUGCAGCAAACGCACCCCGCACCGCGAAAAUUCUCGACGUCUGCCCGAGGAACAGAAACAUUUGGUUGGCCCUUGACCGAAGCCCCUGAGGAUGUCCGACAGCGGUGGGAACAUGAACUCCGACGAUCGGCCGGUUAAAACGGUCCCCUUCCCCCUGAGCCACAGGCUCUCCAUGAAGGAAGUGUUUGACUGUGAGGGGAAGCCUAGAGUAGACCUGCUAAAAGCCCACCUCACCAAGGAGGGCCGUCUGGAGGAGGUGGUGGCCCUACGCAUCAUCAAUGAGGGAGCCGCCAUCCUGUGCCAGGAGAGGACCAUGCUGGAUAUAGAAGCCCCAGUCACAGUGUGUGGAGACAUACAUGGUCAGUUCUUUGACCUGAUGAAGCUGUUUGAGGUGGGCGGUUCCCCCGCGACGACACGCUACCUCUUCCUAGGGGACUACGUGGACCGGGGUUACUUCAGUAUUGAGUGUGUGUUGUAUCUGUGGUCGUUGAAAAUCCUCUACCCGAAGACGUUAUUUCUUCUACGGGGAAACCAUGAAUGUAGACACCUGACAGAAUAUUUCACUUUCAAAACUGAAUGUAAGAUAAAGUACUCUGAGCAGGUGUAUGACUCGUGUAUGGAUGCGUUUGACUGCCUGCCGCUGGCUGCUCUGAUGAAUCAGCAGUUCCUGUGUGUCCAUGGAGGGCUCUCGCCAGAGAUCCACACGCUCGACGACAUCAAAAAGUUGGACAGGUUCAAGGAGCCUCCAGCUUUCGGGCCCAUGUGUGACCUGCUGUGGGCCGACCCACUCGAAGACUUUGGCAACGAGAAGACGCAAGAGUACUUUGGCCACAACACAGUCAGAGGCUGCUCCUACUUCUACAGUUACCCUGCAGUGUGCGAGUUUCUACAGACCAACAACUUGUUGUCAGUCAUCAGAGCACAUGAAGCGCAAGAUUCUGGAUAUCGAAUGUACAGAAAGAGUCAGACUACAGGCUUCCCCUCCCUCAUCACCAUCUUCUCAGCACCUAACUACCUGGACGUCUACAACAACAAAGCGGCGGUUCUGAAGUAUGAGAACAACGUGAUGAACAUCCGCCAGUUCAACUGUUCCCCUCAUCCCUAUUGGCUGCCCAACUUCAUGGAUGUCUUCACCUGGUCCCUGCCCUUUGUUGGAGAGAAAGUGACAGAGAUGCUGGUGAAUGUUCUCAGUAUCUGUUCAGAUGAUGAGCUCAUGGAGAAUGAUGGAGAGGAAGAGAUCUAUGAUGCCAAUGCAGCGGCGGCUAGGAAAGAGGUGAUCAGGAACAAGAUCCGUGCCAUCGGGAAGAUGGCCAAAAUGUUCCAAGUUUUACGGGAGGAGAGUGAGAACGUAUUGACCCUGAAGGGACUGACACCCACGGGCAUGCUGCCCAGCGGAGUUCUGUCAGGAGGCAAGCAGACUCUGCAGAGCGCUACCAUUGAGGCCAUUGAAGCCAUUGAUCCUGUUGAGGACGCAGAAGCAAUCCGAGGCUUCUCUCCUCAACAUAAGAUCAAUAGCUUUGCGGAGGCCAAGGGUCUGGACCGGAUCAACGAGCGCAUGCCCCCCCGCCGUGACGCCGUCAACAGUGUGGGUGUCUCCAUGGGCCGCAUGAACAUGGGGGAGCCCAACGGCACCGACAACAACAGCAAUAUACAGGGAUGAUGCACACACACACACACACACACACACACACACACACACACACACACACACACACACACACACACACACACACACACACACACACACACACACACACACACACACACACACACACACACACACACACACAAGUCAACAUAUACCCUUAUACAGUGAUGGCACACACACCAUCCUCCUCCUCCCCCCUACCCCGUCCUGUUGCUGCCCAGCCCACCUCUCCACCAGUGUGGCAAGACUUUGCCAUGGAUGGUUGAGGAGUCCUACUGGACAAACUGUACUGCAGGUUCCAUCAUUACCUGAUCUGACCUGGUCACACACACUACUGAAGGCCCCUGACUUGACCACAACACACUACGGAACACUCUACUGGACAUUCUGGAACACUCUACUGGACAUUCUGGAACACUCUACUGCACGUUCUGGAACACUCUACUGAACGUUCUGGAACACUACUGGACGUUCUGGAACACUACUGAACGUUCUGGAACACUCUACUGAACGUUCUGGAACACUCUACUGAACGUUCUGGAACACUCUACUGAACGCUCUGGAACACUCUACUGGACGUUCUGGAACACUCCAAUGCAAAACAAAGAGCUACUGUUCUGUUCUCAUUGUGUAGUAGGGGUGACUGGGUGACAGAUGUUACCUUUCUGUUGUGUUGGGGGCAGAG